AUGAACUCGCCACCAGAUCCAGGCUCUCCCAGUGGACUAUCCACCCCAUCAUCAGCGUCCCCACCACCCGAAGAGGUCAACUUUCACCAGUCAAGCGCCCAAUUCAUCGGCAACCUCGCCAGUCAAGUCACCUCAGCCUUCACGGGUGGCAGCUCUUCCAAACGACGGCUUCCGGGCGGUUCAUCGUUCGGGGCUGCGUCGUCCGCACGCGAUCCUAAAUCUCGAAGACGUGGAGAUAGCGGCCGUAAUACUUGGGAAGGAGGAAAGGAGGGCGGCGCUGGGAGGAAGGAGAAAGAUGAACUCCUCGAUACCAAUCUCGUGGAUUGGUUGAGGAAAGAAAUUGGCGAUCCAUUCCAGGAACAGCCCGUAUACAAAUGAACAAUGGUGGUUCCGUCUGCAUUACAUUUUCUCCCCCUGUAACACAAUUAUUUGUAUUUUAGACCAGUUAUGGGACCAUUUAUUUUGGC
This is a messenger RNA of Laccaria bicolor S238N-H82, 467 nucleotides long. RefSeq lists its product as uncharacterized. Lineage: Eukaryota; Fungi; Basidiomycota; Agaricomycetes; Agaricales; Hydnangiaceae. The record is from RefSeq and is a predicted model, not a curated record. The transcript is spliced from 3 exons. The coding region runs from base 1 to 378 and encodes 125 amino acids.